Aaosphaeria arxii CBS 175.79 is the source of this 3059-nucleotide messenger RNA. RefSeq names its product Sec34-domain-containing protein. The record is from RefSeq and is a predicted model, not a curated record. Bases 249 to 2858 code for a protein of 869 amino acids. Lineage: Eukaryota; Fungi; Ascomycota; Dothideomycetes; Pleosporales. Gene Ontology annotation, cellular component: COG complex; cis-Golgi network; membrane. Gene Ontology annotation, biological process: Golgi organization; cytoplasm to vacuole targeting by the Cvt pathway; autophagy. The transcript is spliced from 4 exons.
GGGCAAAUCUAGAACGUCAUUACUUUCGUAAGAGUACGUGCAUGCUCCAUAGUAAUCGAUAGAGGGCGGAGUUACUUCGGAGCAUGCAUCCCCUCCAUCAAGCCACGCAUGGAGUUUAGAUACAAGCACUAGUUAGUCCCCAUUGACCCCCGACAGCAAUUGUAGCUUUCCUACGAGUACCAGUAAUUAAACAACACCGAUUACACUAGCACCACCACCACUACCUUGGACUUCCACCAUUGCUUGCAAUGUACGAAGAUUCGUGGUAUAAUGCCUUUGUCCCGCGGGCUGCCAAGCCUGUUCAAUCUACCACCCAUCGGCGCCGCGAGUCGCUGCUCAAACAGCCAAACGAGGGUAAGGCUGACGUCGAGCGCGCAGAGGGUAUUGCGGAGACCAUAGAUGAAGGUUUAGAAAAGGUCAUUGGGCCUCCGCAAGCAACCGUAGCUCGAAGGGCCAAAUCGUACAGCGACUUCUACAACGUAGUAAGGGCACACCUGAAGAAGGAGGAGGAGCUAGAGAAGAAGAAGAACCAUGGGGCAUUGGCCAGUGAGCUGGACUUCGCCGAAUGGUAUAGCGAGAUCGACGAAGAGCUCCUGGAUGUCAGCCACGACGACUACAAGCUCUACGCAGAACAGCUCCAUCUUACUCGAUCGCAUCUUGACAACGUCAUCUCGGACACCACCUCGACACUCGACAUUCUUGCGUCCCUAACCGAGUCCUUCAAGAUCGUGGAAACCCAGACCACUGCGUUUCAGACUCAGUGCGAAGGUCUGAUUGAGGAUCAGAAGCGGAUAACCAAAUUAGCAGAUGACAUGGAGCAGAAUCUAAGAUACUAUCUCUACCUCGAACCUAUAACGAAGAGACUCAAUGCACCGGGUGCCGGGAGCAUUGUGAGAGGAAAAGAGUUCACCGAGAUGCUAGUCAACUUGGAUAACUGCUUAGACUUCAUGCAAGCACAUCCAAACCACCGCGAAUCAGCCACAUACCGUUCACGAUAUCGUCUCCUCCUCACUCGCGCUUUGACCCUUAUCCGCGUCCACUUUACGGAAGCCCUCCGCGAGAUCGCUGCAGAUGUUUCGAGACGGAUUGCCGAUCGUCAACUGAACGACACAACCAUGUCAGCGCUUCUCUAUGCUAAAUUCCGAGUUGGUGCGCCGGAACUGAAGAGGAUUGGUCUAGAAAUACAAAAGCGCGCAGUGCUGCCUGAAGGUGCUGCACCUGGGGCAGAGGCAGAAUAUCAGAGUCUGAUGAAUGAGCUUUACCAGAGUUACUCCGCCACUCGUGGUCGUCUCAUCCUUCCUAUUGUGACCAAGAAGAUUGGAGAGAUUGCCCAGGCUCCUAGCACUUCAAAAGACUUGGUGUCGUUUGCUCGAAGUAGCAUCAGCUACAUCCGUGGUAUUUGCUUCGAUGAAUAUGACUUAUGGGGUGAAUGGUUCGAUGGCGAAGGCGGACUGUACGACUUUUUGGAAGCCAUGUGCGAACCACUGUACGAUCAUCUCCGUCCACGAACUAUCCAUGAGACGCAGAUUUUGAAACUUUGCGAGUUAUGCAAUUUGAUUCAAACGCGCUACAUGGAGGAGGAUGAGGAAGAAGAAGAUACGGAUGAGGAAUCUCCCAUUAAGAGCAAAUUGGAUUUUACCACUCUUGUGCACCCGGCACUACAAGACGCACAAACCCGUCUUGUGUUCUUAUCACUAGCGAUCUUACGCGAUGAUAUCGAGCGUUACAAGCCGAAACCAGAGGAUUUGGAUUAUCCUGCUAGGAACAAGAAGCUCAAAGCAGGAACCAAAAAAGCCAACGGGCCAGUCCUUUCUGGAAAACGAAAUCCAAAGCAGGAUGUACCGUCCGCCCCUCCUAUGCCCAAAACGCCGAUGGUCGUCGAGGAGGAGGAUGACUCGGAAGCCCGCUGGAAUUUUAAUACGGAGGCAGCAUUUGAAGAUUGGUACCCGACCUUGCGAAAGGCGAUCUGGCUGCUCAGCAAGAUCUACCGACUGGUUCACUCCUCGGUCUUCGACGAUCUUGCUCAUCGCGUCGUACAUGGUACAACUCAUAGCCUCACCAGCGCCAGCUCACAGAUUGCCAAGUCUGCAUCGCCGACUGAUGCAUCCCUCUUUUUGAUAUCCCACCUCCUACUUCUGAAGCAGCAGAUUGUUGCAUUCGACAUAGAAUACGUCACUCCUGAGACUGAUCUGCAAUACGACUUCCAAAGCAUUACCAACACUUUCUGGGAACUUCGAUCCCGCGGUGGUCUCUUCAAUCCAAGAAACCUCAUGGGAAUGCUGAUUCCCAAAGUUGUAGAGAAUAUGCUUGAUGCGAAAGCUGAAGUAGAUGCUAGGUUGAGACAGGCGAUCAAUGACUUUACAGGCCAAUUUGUGGAGAGAAUGACUGCACCGAUCGCCACCAAGGGUGCCAAAGCUGUACAGAAAUUUCCCAUCGCCGAGGCCGCAGCACGGACAUCAAAGGUUCGCCAAACAGUUGAGCAUGAGACGCCAUUUCUUCGCACGAAGGUUGGCGAGUACAUUGAGGAUGCUCGGACACGGGAAAUGCUUAUCGCUGCAGUAAUGGAGAACGUGACACAGUCAUACGAAGAUUGGUUUGAUACAGUCUACACGCCGUUAAUACAGCAAACGAAUGGCACGCCAAGGAGCAGCAAGGGCAAAGGCCGGGAAGACGAUGUUUGGGACCCAGAAGCGUUUGGAGAAUGGUGCAAUGGGGUAUUCGGGGUUGGUCUGUUUGGGCUAGGGAUUGCCAACCACGAACAAGAGGAUGUAGGGGGGGCGAGUGACAAUGAAAGUUAUAGUAGAGCGAGUGGCCGUACGGGGACUCAGAGGACUGGUGGGCUUCGGAUCAAGAUGUGAAUCAUAAAAUAAACCUGUCUUGUUAGCCCUAUAUUUCUUCUCACCUUUCUCCGCUGACCAUGGAGGUCUCUUCACUGAACUUCAAGCAAUGACCAAACCAGAGUUUGGACUGAAAAAGUCAAUGAUAGCUCUACGUACUAAUAUCGUAUUCUAAUUAAAAAGCAUUGUAGCAUAGCCAAAUGGCGUAGAUUCUGAAUAGAG